This is a messenger RNA of Brassica oleracea var. oleracea, 1934 nucleotides long. RefSeq names its product regulatory protein NPR5. Gene Ontology annotation, molecular function: protein binding. Gene Ontology annotation, biological process: plant organ development. The coding region runs from base 260 to 1705 and encodes 481 amino acids. The record is from RefSeq and is a predicted model, not a curated record. NCBI's taxonomy places the organism in Eukaryota, Viridiplantae, Streptophyta, Magnoliopsida, Brassicales, Brassicaceae. The transcript is spliced from 2 exons.
CUAAGACCACCAAGCAUAAGAAUCCUUCUUUCUCUCCCUCAUAGAAAAGCAAGAAACUUCAAAAGUUCAUAAAAGCUUUUAUCCCUGGUAAUUUUUUUUUCUCCUUUUUCAAAUACAAAAGAUAAGCCAUAUCUUCCUCCUCUCACCAACCAACAAAAUCAAUCAAAGCAGGCAACUAUUUUUUUUGGUUUUUAUUUUUUGCCAAAGACUUCUUGCCAAACCCUAACUUUUUUUCUAAAGAAACUUAAAGAAUCAAGAAAUGAGCAGCCUCGAGGAAUCCCUAAGAUCUCUGUCCUUGGAUUACCUAAACCUACUUAUCAACGGUCAAGCUUUCUCCGACGUAACCUUCAGCGUUGAAGGUCGUCUAGUCCACGCUCACCGUUGCAUCCUCGCCGCUCGUAGUCUUUUCUUCCGAAAAUUCUUCUGUGGGACCGACUCACCACAACCCGGCGCAGGCAUAGAUCCGACCCGACACGGAUCAGUACCCGUGAGCCCAACAAGAGGCUCCCAGGCCCCAGCUGGAGUCAUACCAGUGAACUCAGUUGGGUACGAGGUGUUUCUCUUGCUGCUUCAGUUUCUUUAUAGCGGACAAGUCUCGAUCGUGCCGCAGAAACACGAACCGAGACCUAACUGUCGAGAGAGAGGAUGUUGGCACACUCACUGCCCAGCCGCCGUCGAUCUUGCUCUUGAUACUCUCGCCGCCUCUCGUUACUUUGGCGUCGAGCAGCUUGCAUUGCUCACUCAGAAACAACUAGUAAGCAUGGUGGAGAAAGCCUCAAUAGAAGAUGUGAUGAAAGUUUUGAUAGCAUCAAGGAAGCAAGACAUGCAUCAGUUGUGGACCACUUGCUCUCACUUAGUAGCAAAAUCAGGUCUCCCUCCGGAGAUUCUUGCCAAACAUCUCACCAUAGAUGUUGUUGCCAAGAUUGAAGAGAUUCGUCUCAAAUCUUCAAUUGCUAGACGUUCUCUAAUGCCACAUCACCACCACCAUGAUCUCACCGUCGCUCAAGACCUCGAAGAUCAAAAGAUUAGGAGGAUGAGACGAGCUUUGGAUUCAUCAGAUGUUGAGCUAGUGAAGCUAAUGGUUAUGGGAGAAGGACUCAAUCUUGACGAGUCCUUAGCACUGCACUAUGCUGUUGAAAGCUGUAGUAGAGAAGUAGUGAAGGCUUUGCUUGAACUCGGUGCAGCCGAUGUGAAUUACCCGGCAGGUCCCGCGGGGAAAACACCGUUGCACAUCGCUGCUGAAAUGGUCUCUCCGGACAUGGUGGCUGUUCUGUUAGACCACCAUGCUGAUCCAAAUGUAAGGACGGUCGGUGGAAUCACUCCUCUUGAUAUCCUUAGGACGUUAACUUCGGAUUUCUUGUUCAAGGGGGCAGUACCUGGUUUGACUCACAUUGAACCUAACAAGCUUAGGCUUUGCCUUGAGCUUGUUCAAUCCGCUGCAAUGGUGAUAUCACGAGAAGAAGGAAACAAUAGCAACAAUAAUGAUCACAACAAUGCGAUUUACCCUCAGAUGAACGAUGAGCGCAAUAGUGGAAGUAGUGGAGGAAGUAAUAACAAUUUGGAUUCAAGAUUUGUGUAUCUCAAUCUUGGAGCGGGUCAGAUUGGUCCUGGUAGGGACCAUGGAGACGACCAUAACAGUCAGAGGGAAGGUAUGAGUCGGCAUCAUCAUGACCCAUCUACUAUGUAUCAUCAGCAUCACUUCUAGUUCUCUUUUAGUCUCUAUCUCGACCAUUAAAACUCAAAAGUAUAUUUAUUAAUUUAGUUCUUAUAUUUUCUAUAUAUACUUUUGUAUAUGGAAAUUGAGGACAUACGAAGAAGAGUAGCAUGAAGGAAUUUGAGUUCAUGCAUUAUAUAAUUAAAAGACUUAGGUUUAUUUAAUCUAGUUCUCUAGAGUUGUAUUGAUUAGUCAUUUGAUUAAUUUUGUCAUCAGUUAA